This is a messenger RNA of Ostrinia nubilalis (European corn borer), 2486 nucleotides long. RefSeq names its product probable ATP-dependent RNA helicase DDX27 (gene Rs1). The transcript is spliced from 14 exons. Lineage: Eukaryota; Metazoa; Arthropoda; Insecta; Lepidoptera; Crambidae. The record is from RefSeq and is a predicted model, not a curated record. The coding region runs from base 100 to 2472 and encodes 790 amino acids. Gene Ontology annotation, molecular function: ATP binding; nucleic acid binding; RNA helicase activity.
CACAUGUGUAUUUGAAGGAUAACCUCAAAACGCUGCAUGUUAUUUAAUUUUGUUAAAAAUAAAUGUUAUUUUAUUACACGUUAAUGUUUUAGAGUAACUAUGGAAGUUGAAGGACAUCCAGGUCUUAUUAAGACCAUUGCUGAUGAUGAAGAAGUGGAUAAUUUUUCUGAAGAAUCGGAUGAAGAAAUCGAGUACCAACCAUCAAAACAAAAAGUGAAAAGGAAAGUCGAUUUCGAUCCAAAAUUUCAGUUUGUUGGAUCCGUAGAAGAAUAUAACAAGAAUACAUGGGACGACUUACACAAGUAUGUCAAGAGGAAUGUGAAGCACACAAUAGAUGAAAAGAUUGAGAGGCGGAGAGCACAAGUCAAGGUGAACGGCAAUGCUGAUGCUGUUGACACAGACUCUGAUAUUGAUGCUAAAGAGGGCGAUGUAGACGAACUAGAAAUAUCUGACGAUGAACUCAAAAGGGAUGAAAUCAAAAUAAAAGAGAAGAAACUUACAAAGAAGCAAAAGUUAAAACAGGAAUUGGACGAAGACGCUGAAGGUGGUACCAGAAUAGAAUACGACUCGGAUUUCUUUGAAGAACCACCGCCUUAUGAUGAUAAUGCUUCGUUCUAUAUGAUGAACUUGUCGAGGCCACUGUUGAAAGCUAUCGGGACACUCAAUUUCGUCCACCCUACGCCUAUACAAGCUGCUACCAUACCUAUUGCUCUGUUAGGCAAAGACAUAUGUGCGUGUGCAGCCACUGGCACGGGCAAGACGGCGGCGUACAUGCUGCCUAUCCUGGAACGCCUGCUGUACAAGGCGGCGGGCGGUGACCGCGUCACUAGAGUAUUAGUACUAGUUCCCACUAGGGAGCUGGGAGCACAGGUUCACGCAGUGACACGACAACUCGCGCAAUUCACACAAGUAACGGUUGGACUCUCUGUGGGUGGACUCGACGUCAAAUAUCAGGAAAGCGUACUGCGAAGGAACCCAGACAUAGUGAUAGCGACGCCGGGGCGGCUCAUAGACCACAUCCGCAACACGCCUUCCUUCAGUCUCCACUCCAUUGAAGUGCUGGUGCUAGAUGAGGCUGACAGGAUGCUAGACGAAUACUUCGCUGAACAAAUGAAGGAGAUCAUCCGACAAUGUUCGCCAAAGCGCCAAAGUCUGCUAUUCUCUGCCACCAUGAGUGAAGAGGUGCAGGCCCUUGCUGCCGUCUCAUUGAAGAAGCCGGUCAAGUUAUUCGUGGAUUCUAAUAAGGAUGUCGCUUUUAACUUAAGGCAGGAGUUUGUAAGAAUCCGCAAAGAGCGCGAGUCGGACCGCGAGGCGCUGCUAGCGGCACUAGUGUGCCGCACGUUCCGCGACCGCGCCGUCGUGUUCGUGCAGACCAAGAAGCAGGCGCAUCGGCUGCACGUGGCUCUAGGGCUUCUAGGAGUCAAGGUAGCCGAACUACACGGAGCCCUAACCCAACCCCAACGUCUAGACUCGCUGAAGCGUUUCAAAGACGAGUUAGUGGACGUAUUAGUAGCCACUGACGUCGCGGCGAGAGGUCUAGACAUUCCCGGCGUCAAGACCGUGCUCAACUUCACGCUGCCCGCCACGCUCGAGCAUUAUAUCCACAGGGUGGGCAGAACGGCCAGAGCGGGCCGCGCCGGUGUGUCAGUAUCUCUAGCGGGCGAGGGCGAGCGAAACCUGGUGAAGGCCAUAGUGAAGCGCGCCAAGAAGCCGGUCAAGUCGCGCCAAGUGCCCCACGACAUCGUCGCCAAGUACAGGGACAAGCUGGCCAAAUUGGAGCCCGAGAUAACCGCAAUCCUCGACGAAGAAUAUGCCGAAAAACAGCUCAACAAAAUGGAGAAACAGACUUCCAAGUUGGAAGGCAAGCUGGCCAAAGAGGAGGGACCCAAGUACGAGACCACGAGGCAACACGAGUGGUUCCAAACUCCUAAAGAGAAGAGAGAAGAGAAGGAACGAUUGGCACUCACUAAGCACCCGGGUAAAACUGCAGACAAACAGAAAGGCAAAGGCAAGAAGCGCAAGCGCGACGAUUCGGACGACGAGCCCGAAGUUACCCCCAAGAAGAAGCGACAGACCAAACACAAGCCCAAGGACACGCCUGAAGAGCGCGUGCAGAGAGAAAUGGAGAAGGUCGCACUCCUCCAAUCUCGCAUGGCGAAACGCAAGAAGAAGACCCGCCGCAUCCGAGCCGUAGACGAUGACGACGACCGACCGGCGCCGGCGCACAGCAAAAAACAAAACAAGAAACGCAGCAAUUUCGCCAACGACCUAACAGACACCUCGCGCGCCACCACCAAGCGCCUCCGAUACGAUGCUAAUGUCAUUCAGAAGGGCAAAGGACCACAGGCCAAAAAGUUCGGCAAGAAACCCAAGGGACCCGCCAAAGGACCCAAAGGACCCGGCAAACCCGCGAAUGUUAAGGCGAAAAAGGUGUUCGGAAAACCUAAAGGGGGACGCGGCAAAAAUAAAUGAAUUUAUGUGCCUUA